GAUGGCGUCCAACUCCACGACCCAGUUCUUUGCUCUGUCCCAAUCCUUCAGUAUCUCUGACAUCAUCAUCAUCGCUGCUUACUUCCUGCUCAACGUAGCCGUCGGCAUCUGGUCGUCCUGCAGGGUCAGCAGGAAUACUCUGAGUGGAUACUUCCUGGCUGGGAGGGACAUGGCCUGGUGGCCGAUCGGAGCGUCUCUGUUUGCCAGCAGCGAGGGCUCUGGUCUGUUCAUCGGUCUGGCUGGAACUGGUGCCGCCGGAGGAAUCGCUGUAGCUGGCUUCGAGUGGAACGCCACCUAUGUGUUGCUGGCAUUGGCUUGGGUAUUUGUACCUGUCUAUGUGUCUUCAGGGAUCGUCACCAUGCCGGAGUACCUGGGUCGUCGGUUCGGAGGAGAGAGGAUUAGAACGUACCUGUCUGUUCUCUCUCUGAUGCUGUCUGUCUUCACCAAGAUAUCAACAGACCUGUAUUCAGGGGCGUUGUUUGUACAGGUGUGUUUAGGAUGGAACCUGUACCUGUCUACUGUUCUGAUGCUGGUGGUCACUGCCCUCUACACUAUAGCAGAUGGUCUGGCUGCUGUCAUCUAUGCAGACACUCUGCAGACCUUCGUCAUGAUUAUAGGAGCGAUCAUCCUCACCAUCACAGCGUUCAACAAGAUUGGAGGCUACAGUAACUUGGAGAGAGUUUACCAGGCAGCCAUCCCUUCUAAGAUCAUCCCCAACAGUAGCUGCCACCUGCCCAGAGAAGACGCCAUGCACCUGUUCAGACACCCAGUUUCUGGGGAUCUGCCCUGGCCUGGCAUGACCCUGGGCCUCACUAUACUGGUUACCUGGUACUGGUGUACUGACCAGCUGAUCAUGCAGAGGUCCCUGUCAGCUAAGAACCUGUCUCAUGCUAAAGGAGCUUCUAUCCUGGCGUCCUACCUCAGGUUACCCUUCAUAUUCAUCAUCCUACCAGGCAUGAUCAGCAGAGCUCUGUACCCAGACUCGGUGGGCUGUGUGGAUGCAGAGGAGUGUCUGAGCGUGUGUGGAGCGGAAGUGGGCUGCUCCAACAUCGCCUUCCCCAAACUGGUCAUCGAACUCAUGCCCAGCGGUCUGCGGGGGCUGAUGAUAGCAGUGAUGAUGGCGGAUCUGAUGUCAUCGUUGACCUCCAUCUUCAACUCGUCCUCCACGCUCUUCACCAUGGACAUCUGGAAGGUGUACCGCACCCACGCCUCAGAACGGGAGCUGCUAUUGGUCGGCAGGAUAGUAACAGUGAUUCUGGUGGUGAUAAGCGUGGCGUGGAUUCCAAUCCUGCAGUCGGCCAAUAGCGGACAGCUCUACGUUUACAUCCAAUCGGUGACCAGUUACCUGGCUCCACCCGUUACCGCUGUCUUCUCAUUGGCUAUCUUCUGGACCAGAACCAACGAACAGGUUCUGCUCCGGUGCGGAGGGCGGUCUGCGGCAGCGGGGCGGUGCUCUGCAGCUCGGCGGAGGGACCAGCGGAGGACGUCCCAUUACUCAGACUCCCCAGCGUCAGAGAGAGUGUGUUCUGGUCUCGCCUCUGCUGCGUCAACGCCGUUCUGCUGAUCUGUGUCAAUGUUUUCCUCUACACUUACUUCCCCUGACCUCUGAACUCUAACUUCCUGUGGGCGUUUCCGUCUCCACGUCAAAUCAAUGUUCUAAUCGUUCUAGAAUGUUACGGACCUGUGAUGUCAUAUUUAC
Molecule: messenger RNA, 1699 nt
Organism: Salmo salar (Atlantic salmon)
Lineage: Eukaryota; Metazoa; Chordata; Actinopteri; Salmoniformes; Salmonidae
Product: sodium/mannose cotransporter SLC5A10
Biological process (GO): transmembrane transport
Cellular component (GO): plasma membrane
Molecular function (GO): D-glucose:sodium symporter activity
Source: RefSeq, a predicted model, not a curated record